UUUUACUUUUUUUUUUUUUUUAAAAAUUCAAUGGAGGAAGUGAUUGAAGAAUCAAGUAGCUUUUCUCAACGUUCAUCAGAACUAGGAGCUAGAUGGCAGACAUGGGUCGAUAGAUUAACUCCAUAUACAAUGCAACGUUGGGUUGCCUUCGGUGUACUCUUCGGUCUAUUUAUUUUACGAAUUCUAUUUGCUCAAGGCUGGUAUAUUGUCUGUUAUGCUCUAGGAAUUUAUCUCUUAAACAUGUUUCUUGCCUUUUUAACCCCUAAAUUCGAUCCAUGCGUGACAGAAGAUGAAGAGGAGGAAGGUCCUAGUUUACCUACAAGAAACGAUCAAGAAUUCAGACCAUUUAUUCGUCGUCUUCCUGAAUUCAAGUUCUGGUAUUCAUCUACCAAGGCAACACUCCUCGCGAUUUUUUGCAGUUUCUUUUCAUUCUUUGAUAUUCCCGUAUUCUGGCCUAUCCUUUUGGCCUAUUUCUGUAUCCUAUUUGCAUUGACCAUGCGACGACAAAUUCAACACAUGGUCAAAUACCGUUAUGUGCCCUUUGAUUUCGGUAAACAAAAGUAUAGAAAACCCACGACUAUCAUCACAGAAUCCACAGGACAGAAAUAAAAAAAAAAAAAUUUAUUUAUUUCUCUUGAGGCUCAAAUCCUUCGAGUAAAUCAAUCUUUUCUCCCAUCGCUUUCGAUAACUCUGAGUUCAAUACGUCGUCCAAGGUGUGAUUAUCACGAUGGUAAAACCAUUUAUGAUUCUUUUCAUCAAAAUCGUAUCGUUGAGGUCCA
Mucor mucedo is the source of this 779-nucleotide messenger RNA. Its product is annotated as retrieval of early ER protein Rer1. The transcript has 4 exons. Gene Ontology annotation, cellular component: Golgi membrane. The record is from RefSeq and is a predicted model, not a curated record. The coding region runs from base 31 to 609 and encodes 192 amino acids. Lineage: Eukaryota; Fungi; Mucoromycota; Mucoromycetes; Mucorales; Mucoraceae. Gene Ontology annotation, biological process: protein retention in ER lumen; retrograde vesicle-mediated transport, Golgi to endoplasmic reticulum.